GAGAAGAAGGAAAGGCGUCCGUUGUUUCUCCGUUAGAGGAAGUUCGAGCACCCACCGGCUGCUCUGUUGCCGGUCGGCGGCACUCUCACUUUCUGCUGCAACUUCCGACAACCCCCGGUUUCUGUUGCAGUCCUCCAUCAAUCGGCCGGAAUCUAUCUGGGGGUUCCAAGCACAGGGUAAGAGAUUUUUCGCACCAAUGGCUUUUAGAAGCGUCUCGUUCCCAUCUACAGCUCCCAUUUCUCAUGUUCAAAGAUUCAAAGACUUGCAGUCUUUUGGUGUACUCAACUACUUUAAACCAUACACAUCAACUGGCCUUGUUUCCGAGUUACCCUCAAACUGCAAAGCUAGUAAACUAUUUUUGGGCACCAGGGGUUCAGUCCAAACGAGAGCUACAGUGAUUUCUGGAGAAGGAGGAGUUCUGUCUUCUUCCAAUGGAAAUGCUGUAGUUGCAAAGGAUAUCAUCCUUUCCAAUCAGUCAGAUUCAGCUUCUAUCAGUAAGAGUUUUCCCAUUGAUGAAGAUGAAUAUGAUUUUGAUCGUCCAACGGAAGGUUUUGCUUCUGUUGCAGAUGCCAUUGAAGAUAUUCGCCAGGGAAAGAUGGUGCUUGUAGUUGAUGAUGAAGAUAGAGAAAACGAGGGAGAUUUGAUAAUGGCAGCACAAGCUGCAACUCCGGAGGCCAUGGCAUUCAUUGUAAAGCAUGGAACAGGUAUUGUUUGUGUGGCCAUGAAAGGUGAAGACCUGGAGAGGUUACAGAUUCCACUUAUGGUGGACGAAAAGGAGAACGAGGAGAAACUUUGUACUGCUUUUACGGUGACAGUGGAUGCAAGAGAAGGUACAACCACUGGAGUCUCAGCUAGUGAUAGGGCAGCAACAGUAUUGGCACUUGCAUCAAGAAAUUCAAAACCUUAUGAUUUUAAACGGCCAGGCCAUAUAUUUCCCCUCAAGUACAGGGAAGGUGGUGUUUUGAAGAGAGCUGGACAUACUGAAGCAUCUGUCGAUCUUGCGGUGCUUGCUGGAUUAGACCCAGUUGGAAUCCUUUGUGAGGUAGUUGAUGAAGACGGUUCCAUGGCUAGGUUACCAAAACUUCGUGAAUUUGCCAAACAGGAAAACUUGAAAAUCAUUUCUAUUGCGGAUUUAGUCAGGUAUAGGAGGAAGAGAGAUAGAUUGGUUGAAAGUGCCGGAGAUGCUGCUCGCAUGCCGACUAAAUGGGGACCAUUUCAGGCAUAUUGCUACAGAUCUAUUUUGGAUGGUAUUGAGCAUAUUGCAAUGGUUAAGGGUGAUAUUGGUGAUGGACAAGAUAUUCUAGUGAGGGUACACUCGGAAUGCCUCACCGGAGAUAUUUUUGGAUCAGCUAGAUGCGACUGCGGAAACCAGCUUGCGCUAGCUAUGCAGAUGAUUGAGGCAGAAGGCAGGGGUGUCUUGGUUUAUCUCCGUGGACAUGAAGGACGGGGCAUAGGUUUGGGCCACAAACUUCGUGCAUAUAACUUGCAAGAUGCUGGGCGGGACACUGUCGAAGCCAAUGAGGAUCUGGGAUUGCCUGUGGAUUCUCGCGAAUAUGGCAUUGGUGCACAGAUUCUAAGGGAUCUUGGGGUGAGAACAAUGAAGCUAAUGACAAACAACCCAACAAAGUACAAAGGCCUAAAGGGAUAUGGCUUAGAAGUUUCAGGUAGAGUUCCCCUGAUAACCCCAAUUACAAAGGACAACAAGAGAUACCUAGAGACAAAGCGCGCCAAAAUGGGGCACGUCUACAACUUGGAUUUUGGAGUUAGAUUUAGAAAUCGGAUUGACGAGCAUGAAACAUCGAACGGUAGUGUUGCCUCAAGCGAUGUGAUGGCUUGAGCUAGCAAUGUCGAAUAAUAAAGUGGAACAGUUGAUAAUCAAAGGUGUUGAAAUGAAAUGACACUGCUGCAGCUGCUGGCUGACCCAUAAGAAAAAAGCCUAACUUGUACUGAAACCCAUAACAUUGGGUAUUAUAGUUAUUAUUGAUUCGGUUUAAUUUGUUAGGUUUAUUGUUUGAUUGUAAUUCACAAUGGAGAUGAAGUUUCAAACAUUAGCACAAUUAUGUGGAAUGAAUUUACAGUGCUAUACUCUUAAGAAAGCA
Molecule: messenger RNA, 2099 nt
Organism: Benincasa hispida (wax gourd)
Lineage: Eukaryota; Viridiplantae; Streptophyta; Magnoliopsida; Cucurbitales; Cucurbitaceae
Product: bifunctional riboflavin biosynthesis protein RIBA 1, chloroplastic-like
Biological process (GO): riboflavin biosynthetic process
Cellular component (GO): chloroplast
Molecular function (GO): GTP cyclohydrolase II activity; 3,4-dihydroxy-2-butanone-4-phosphate synthase activity
Source: RefSeq, a predicted model, not a curated record